Trematosphaeria pertusa is the source of this 1563-nucleotide messenger RNA. RefSeq lists its product as uncharacterized. The coding region runs from base 16 to 1563 and encodes 515 amino acids. The record is from RefSeq and is a predicted model, not a curated record. The transcript has a single exon. NCBI's taxonomy places the organism in Eukaryota, Fungi, Ascomycota, Dothideomycetes, Pleosporales, Trematosphaeriaceae.
GCGAUUAAGCUUGACAUGUUUACUACCCGUAAUCUUCGCUCAAACAUGGCUGCACGCGACCAAACACCGGAGCAUUUGUGGGACAAUUCCUCAGAGCAAACGUGCGAAGCAACUGACAAAUGUCUGGCCAGCAAACCCUCGGAAGAAGUACUUUACCCCCCCACAGGUAACGUUGAACUGAGCGAAGUACCGGACUCAGAUCCUGCAAGCAUCGAUCAACUCUGGAAAGCCGUCUCGAAGACCCUCAAGCUGAAACAGCAGCAUUCAAUGGCCACCACAUCAUCCCCCGCUCCCGUCCAUCUUACCAAACGUAAUGUUGACGCAUUCAUGAACAAAUAUGGCAUCACUCUGCAGGAUAGCAUCUCGUUUCACGAUGUCACCAUUGGGGACGAGUUGAAAUCCGCCGACGUCGAAUCUGUCUGCAUCGCACCGGAGAGCAAGGGGUUUCUCACCAAUCACCUCCAGCAAAUCCACAUGCCCGACUUCCAAGCCUUCGUCACCGAGAAACUUUUCCGACAGGCGUACCACCAAGACGGCACCUACGGCAUCUCGCGACGACUCAUGGACUACGAAGCCAUCGCUGAAGGGAACCCUGAUCCGGCGCGACCCCACGAUAGGGCCCUUAUGUGGUAUGCACCGGUCCCUCUUUCUGCUCUGCCAAGCAUCCCUGCGGCCCCGAGGAAUUCGGCCCAGGCAACCACGUCGACCACCACCCAGCGUCCCCCCACCGUGCCCACGGGCAACGCCGCCCCCAAAGGAAACCCGGCAGCCGGAGCCCAGUUUCUCUCUUCCCUAGACGAAUUACAGCUCUGGGCCACGAAACCGCACAUCCUCUAUGCCCUCACGGACAAGAUCUUCAGUGCGACGUUCAAGAGCAGAGCAACCUUCCUUCCACGACUCCGCGAUGACACAAUGUAUCCCUACCUCACAGUAGAUGUUGUCGCUCAUCCGCUUGACGCUCACCUCAACGCGGCCUUUCUCGUUGCGUGCAGGGACCCCUUAGUCUUUGGCGUCACGGCGCUCUACAAUCGAUGGCUGCUUGCUCAGCAGCACGAUAUGCACGCCAAAAGAGUCGCCGCAUCUUCUCCGCCAUCGGCCUCGACGAGCUCGCCGUCCGAGCAGGAGGGCGACGCACAUCCAGGCACGGACUCGAUUCUGCACUUUGUUGUGCUCGUCUCCCAGAAUGGCUGGCUCCUCGUCAAGAUCAGCCCUCAGAGCUGGCCGGUGCAGGAGAACAAGUGGGCGGGGGUGAGGGUCGAAACCUGGCAGCGUGGGAAUAUCCGCGCCGGCUUUGACGAUCUUGCGGAUACGGUGAGGAGGAUUCACACUUGGGGCACCACUUCGUAUAAGGGGGCGUGCAAGCGCGAUGUUGAGGGGUUGUAUAAGUGUACGGGGGGAGCCCAGAGGUUCUUGUCUCCGGACGUUACUGAGACCGAGACGAAGGUGAAUGAGGAACCUGAGACCGAGACGAUGGUGAAUGAGGAACCUGUGGGGCCGGUGGUUGGGGGGCUAGCGGGCGGGAACCCGUGGAUUGAAGGACUACAUAGUGAUGGACUCACAUAG